Molecule: messenger RNA, 483 nt
Organism: Rhizopus microsporus ATCC 52813
Lineage: Eukaryota; Fungi; Mucoromycota; Mucoromycetes; Mucorales; Rhizopodaceae
Exons: 1
Coding region: 1-483 (160 amino acids)
Source: RefSeq, a predicted model, not a curated record
AUGGUUCGUCUAUACCAACUAGUCGCUUUCUGUAUAUUCUUUCAUCAGUGUGCAGCACAAUUAGGAGCAGAGAUAUUUUAUCCUGAAAACAAUGCUACAAUCACUCCUGGAGAGAAAAUUAAUACACAAUUUAGAUACAAUAAUAUGGGAUCAGGUCAAUAUACAUUAGAUAUAAACCUUUGGAAGGAUAGUGGAGCAAGAGAAUUGGCUUAUAACGUGGCAAAGGGGGUCUCUCUUCCCGAAGGAAAUAUAUCAGGCACUCAUAAUGACUUUUCUAUGAAUGGAACUUACAGCUGGACUGUGCCUCAUGGUUUAGAUGAAUUGGUAUACUUGACAGUACAUGCUAAUGUCAGUCUUCAGGGAUCAGUUCUUACCAUGCGAUCAGGUUUUGUUAUGCUUCAUGUCAACAGCGCUCUUUCUCAUCUACCGAUGCCUUCAUGGAUGCUCCUGAUACUUACUAUUUUUAUUCUUACCAUUCUUUAA